UUCCCAGGCCCACUGGGCCCACUUGCCCGCCGUAAACUAGUCACAAAAAUUUACCGAGGGAUAUCCGUCUUUAUAUUCUUCAGUCAACGGUAGUUAUCAAUCCUUUCGAAAUAAUAAGGAGAAAAAUAAUCAGCAAACAGCAACAGUGAGUUUUAAAUAAUGGAUGAGGUUUACGGAUUCUACAACAAGACCAGUUCUGAGACGCUGGACUUGGCAAAAUACUUCAAAGAAUACAACGAUCUAACUAAUCUCAAAAGUUUGGCAGAACUAAGGUCAAACAGAAAUGAAAAAGCUGGGAUUCUCGAAAUAAUGCAGAUGGAUGUAAACGAUGAAGACUUCGCAGUUUUAUCCGAAUAUUGCAGCAUUGAAAAUUUGACAAUACCUGGUGAAAGUUUUGAGAAAUACGAUGACACAAGGUUGGGCAAUCGCAAAGGGACGUAUGAAGUGAAAGAGAUACCGAAAGAUGUUAAUCUCGAAACACUGACGAAACUCAAAGAGAGAAUAGGAUUGCCUCAGCGACCAUUUGUCCACAAUUUAAAAUAUAGAAGCGAGAUAUGCAUAGAACCAGAAAAGGUCGAGACAUUCAAAUGCAACUCUUUAAUGGAGCCGGGAAACGAGAUGCUUGUCUUUGUGCGAAUUUAUGCACCUUUCGUGCAUCAGCAUCGACUGAGCAGUGUCUAUGUGUCCAAAAUAUUCACCACUCACAUUGUAGCUAUCCUUGGAUCGCAAACGUUGGCUGAACUCAGGGACAUCAUAUCGUGCACAUCGGAUUUAUCCAUAGCUAAAGAAGUUAGUGCUAACCCAGAUGCUGGAGCAAGACAGCCACAGGCUAAAGAAGUUUAUAAAUCCGGAUUUUUCUACAUCGAAAGCACAUUUUACAACGAUUUUCGUGACCCAAGUAACAUGGACAACAGCGAAGUGAUCAGAGAAUGGGCGAAGAAACGGAAUUUGGGACCGUUCAAAACUGCAUCAAUGGAAAGCGUCACCAUCAAUUCACUCUCUGUGAAAUUUGGCUACCCUUGGGUCUACCAGCAUCAAGGAACCUGUGAGCAUUUGCUUGUGUUUUCUGACGCCAGGCUGAUCGGCCCAUCGGACAAUUUGACCAUAUCCAGCUACCCAAGGAUCCACAGAAUGCGAGCGAGUUCGACGAAGUAUUGCAUGGUCUGCGGAGUGUUCGCAGCAUCCUGGAUAACGACGCACAACGACAGGCUGCCGCACGAUCCUUGUUACUUUUGCACAACUUGUUUUCACUCCUUCAAUUACAUCGACGGUAAAAAGAUUGAAAAUUUCUUGGCUUAUCCUGUGCCUUUCGGCGAGGUUGCUCAGGACUGAAGAGAAAUCCAGCUACCAUGUUCUCGAAGUAUAUAACUAUUUGGCAUGAGCCGAAUCGCCCUUGUCCGCGGCAUUCUUGGCGACAUUGUAGUGAACCUUUGCAUUUAACGGACAGACGUUCAGAGCUGAUCGGAAUAACGUUUUUUCAGUUUUCCACUCGGCGCUUCUGAUCCAGGAACGUGCAAAGAAGACUGCCAGCAGAACGAAAUACAGCGACAAAAGUGUUCUGCUACAGCCAUUGCAUUGCUCUAUCAGACGCUGAAAACCGAUCGCAAAUAGCAGGCAGAAACCUGCCGAAGGUAUGUACAGCGUCCUUUCCGCAAGAACGAAACCCACCUUGAAAAACAAGUUUGUCGCUGGGAGGAACGGGAUCAUCAGUAAAGCUAGUCCCAUUAUAGUGGGGCUGAAAAACAAGAAGAGGAUUGAUCCUGUGAACUCUGACGUUGGGAGAUAAAUUUGUUUGUAAUUGUUUACGCAUUGCGAAGGAUAGAUUAUUAAAAAUCAGUGUUAAUUAGUUUUUGGAGACAAAUUUGCAAUCAGUUCCUUUGUCAUUCGCAGGUUAUUUUGUCCUGAAAACGAAUGAACCUUCAUAAUUGAGAUGUGACAAAUUGUUUUUAAGAUAUUUUAAACUAUAUUAGAAAGUCAACGUCUUUGAAUCGGAUAUUCCGUAAUUGUAAUAUGAUGGUUUGAUUCUGAAAGUCAAUUUGAUUUUGACUGUGUUGUUGAAUUACAUUGUAUAUUGUUUUUAAAAAUGGCAUUUUUUCGUGUCAAAAAUAGAGUCUAAGCCUGCGUGAUUAUUCAACUAAUCACCAAACGAACUGGUUUAAAAAUACAAUAAAUCGGUUUAUCGGAGAAUUUAAUUAACCGCAAGGUCGAUUAUCCAAUCAAAUGAAAAAACUCAAUUAAAAGAGUCGAUUAAUUGAAAAGACCAAUUAAACGAUUAAUCGAAUGCACGAGUAUUUGAAACGAUCAAUUAAUUGAAAGAACGAUCAAUCGAAAAGGCUGAUUAAUCAAUUACUUGAAAAAGAGUAUCUUCCCAACUUUGCGAGUUGAGAAGGGAGAAAAAAUUGUAUCUGGCAAAAAUUGUUAUUCAAUAAAGUCGUGAAUACAUUGA
Neodiprion fabricii is the source of this 2446-nucleotide messenger RNA. It is a transcript of the gene Pbp49, whose product is annotated as snRNA-activating protein complex subunit 3. Gene Ontology annotation, molecular function: bent DNA binding; RNA polymerase III type 3 promoter sequence-specific DNA binding; RNA polymerase II cis-regulatory region sequence-specific DNA binding. The record is from RefSeq and is a predicted model, not a curated record. Gene Ontology annotation, cellular component: snRNA-activating protein complex. The transcript has 6 exons. The coding region runs from base 160 to 1332 and encodes 390 amino acids. Lineage: Eukaryota; Metazoa; Arthropoda; Insecta; Hymenoptera; Diprionidae. Gene Ontology annotation, biological process: snRNA transcription by RNA polymerase III; snRNA transcription by RNA polymerase II.